UCACAUGCAGUGUAUGAAAAAUUAAAAAAAAAUCUAUUUGUGUAAAAGAAAGAACGCUUACGUUUACACCGAAAUAAUGAAAAUAAAUAACUGAUAUAUUUAUCUUUAACGUGGUGUUUAACAAAUGAAAAGCAGAACAUUUAAAAAAGGUCGUUUAAAUGACAAUAGCCUAAAUGAAGAUGAGACACCUUGGCAAAAUUUGUGGUUCCCCCAUCCCCCAAAUUAUCAGAAUAAUGACGUAAAAACUGAAACAGUCAAUGUGGCAGCAGGAGCAAUUAGAGAUGCAACAACAGCAGUGAGUAAUGAAGAAUUUGCACUGGAAAAAAAUCCUUCAAAAGACUGGCUAUGGUUUCCGCAUCCGCCCGGUUAUCAAAAUAAAGAGAAAGUUAAGGAGCAUGUUGAGAAACCUAUAGAAAAUGUUCAGCAGAAACAUGAAUGUGAUAAUGGCAAGUUUGGCUUGUCUGUAGAUUAUGAUCCUUUAGAUAAACGACAUUCCUACAAUUAUCUUUGCCUUGACCAAAGAUCAAAAUAUACCCCAAACUUAAAUACCACAGCUAUUUUAAAGGACUAUACAAUACCAGCAGCCUAUGAACCUUCCGUAAAAUGUUUGAACGAAACUAUAGAAUACAGCGAGUCCAUACCAACUUUCGGUGCUUAUCGUCCUCUAGCUCCUAAAUAUGGUUCCUAUAGCUAUCUGCCACCACAACGUUGGCUUCAUAGUUUAGCCGAUGGUGCUAUUGUUUUACUCUAUCACCCUUGUGCCUUUGCCGGUCAAAUUGAUCAGCUACAAAAUACUUUAAAAGGUUGUUUAUAUCGUCAUAUCAUUACACCCUCUCAGCAGUUAACACCUCAACGUCCUUUGGCUCUUUUGGCCUGGGGUAAAUCGUUACAAAUGUCUGUUGUUGAUGAUGCUAUUGCAGUGAAAUUUAUUAAAGAUAACGCAAAGUUAGGUUUUAGACAAAAACAACAGAAAUUGAAAUUAUCUUCAAAAAUGUAUGAUGCUGGUUUAUUAACGGAAGCUCAUUUGGUAACGGAUGAACAGGAUGAAGAAAUUUGUGGUUACAAAGAAAUGAGAUGAUUAUUUUAUAGAAAAAUUAGUAUAUGUAUAUGUAUAAUUUUGUUAUUUGUUAAAUAUAUAUUAAAAAUAUCA
This is a messenger RNA of Lucilia cuprina (Australian sheep blowfly), 1150 nucleotides long. RefSeq lists its product as uncharacterized. NCBI's taxonomy places the organism in Eukaryota, Metazoa, Arthropoda, Insecta, Diptera, Calliphoridae. Gene Ontology annotation, cellular component: cytoplasm. The coding region runs from base 125 to 1078 and encodes 317 amino acids. The record is from RefSeq and is a predicted model, not a curated record. The transcript has 4 exons.